Molecule: messenger RNA, 4614 nt
Organism: Dicentrarchus labrax (European seabass)
Lineage: Eukaryota; Metazoa; Chordata; Actinopteri; Moronidae
Product: protein shortage in chiasmata 1 ortholog
Exons: 27
Coding region: 1-4338 (1445 amino acids)
Biological process (GO): resolution of meiotic recombination intermediates
Cellular component (GO): condensed nuclear chromosome
Molecular function (GO): ATP hydrolysis activity; single-stranded DNA binding
Source: RefSeq, a predicted model, not a curated record
AUGGACAACGGUUGUUUUGUGAAACUCAAAAAGAAGAACUGUGAGUCACCGUCUGAAAACGACAGCAGUUUUCCUGCUCAGAUUUUCUCUGCCAACAGAUAUAAAGCUCUUGACUAUGUCUUUGAGACCACCACCAGUCUGAAAGUAAGGAUGAGCUUGCUGGCACUGCCAACACCGUACUUCACUGGUACCAGUGACCUGUACCCCCACAAUGGCAAGCUGCCUGAGGUCACCUACAGGGCACCGUGGAUCAGAGGAAAGGUGAUCUCCACCUGCAAACUAUUUGUCAGUGGUUCUGUGCUCGAUGAUCUGCGAGAAAAAAAGAAACCGGUUAAUUCACCAGAAAGAUUUAAUAUGACUCUGAGUGAGGUGAAAGGGGAUGUAGAGGUGAUACCAAGCUCUAAUCCUGACUCACUGAAGGAUCUAGACCAGGAUGAGUAUUUUUGCCUUUUAAAAGAGUCACAGAUCAAUGAGCCAUGUCAGGAAUCCUUUUUCAAGUUGACAACUGACCAGAUGAAACCUGGAAAUAAGAACAAAGAUCUCCUCCUGCCUGAAGAGCUUGUGGUUGUUGACUACCUGCCACAAUUUAAGAGACAUUUACCCACGCUGAAAGCCAAACUGUCCAGGCUGAAGACCCUUCCUGUGGCCGACCCUCUGCUGAGCUCAACAGGAGAUACCGCUGUGGACGCCAUGUUCAGGCACUGUGCCUCUUACAAAAAACCUCCUGAUGUGGAAGCCAGUGACAUUCAUAUGUGUGCAAACAUUCAUGAGGAGUUUGGUAAAGAGUCACUGAUGAAGGAAGAGUCAUUGCUGUUGCCGGCUUUAGUGGACACAAUGAAUUUGAGCCAAGAUAACCGGACUGAUUUUCCAAGCAUUUGUGGUUGUGUAAAUGUUGCUCCUGAACAGCUGGAUGAGCAACCUCCAGUCCUGGAUUUGCUUCAUAAUGAUGUACCAGUGUCAGUGGACAUUUUCCAGUAUGAAGCACUAGAGGACACCAGCAAGACAAAUGGAGGCCUGAUAGAGUCAGAGCUGGCAGGACGUGUGAAGCUUCCGACCGAAAUGGAACUGGAUGUGACGUUGAUGUCGAAUCCCAAAACCAGUGAAACCCAAAUCUGUCUGUCCACGUGUAAACUCCAGAAGGAAGAGUUGUCACUGCUCAGCAGACGGUCUUUGGUGUCAGCAAGAGCUCAGAAGGAGAUGGAGGUGGCCCUUUGGAAGGCAGAGAAGCAUCCAACCUUUGUGGUGGGCUUUCUGUUAGCAGAGCCUCAAAUGUGUGAAACAGCUGGUAGCUUCCAGCCGAUGUCUGAAGCCUUGAAAGUCAUAAAGUUGGAGAAACAAAGCUUUGUUAGUGUUGGUGACAAACUUCAGUCUCACAUGGGAACAGGAGCCCUGCAGGUGUCUUUGUGCAGCAACCGCGAGUUCACAGAGAGCAUGAAGUCGGAGUUUCCUUCCACCAAGCAGGAAAAGACAGAAGACUUCAAAAAACUGUCACCUGAACAUGUUGAGUUCACAGUCAGAUCCAUCCUGAUGAAUCCUACAAACAAAACUCAGUCACCUGACCUGAAGAAAUCUAAAGCUAUUGCUUUGCAUGCUGAAGCUACUGAAGAUGACGGUCUUCUUCAAAGAGAAACAGUUGUUGAUGUGAAUACCUUCCUGAUGCACACUGUCAGUACAAACAAUAAGGAAGUAAAACCUGCUGCUACCAUUAAAGAGGAAUAUCCAGACAAGAGCAGGACAGAAGUUGCAGCCACAUUUUCUGUUUGUAAGGACGACAUCAACACAGGUAGAGACGAGUGUAAGACAGAGCAGAGUACCCACACUCCUGAGCAGGCUGCGUCCUCCAGACUGAAUAUUAGAGACAAUCACAGCAGUCUGCUGAAUACGAGACGUCCACCAGAGAAGGACCUGGACCCUCUGUCCACCUUCAUUAUACUGAGAUCUCAGCAGAGAGCUCCAGCUACUGGAACACCUCAGAGCUCAGCCAGCACUCAGCCAGACAGCCAGCAGCGUGCCUACUGUGAGCUGCUGGCCUUCGCUCAGCCUUGUUUGAGCUCUGUCCGACAGCUGGGGCUCAACUUCCCAGUGUGGGGAGACUUCAGCUGCCUGACCCCAGACCAAACACACUUCCUCCUCAAGCAGCAGGAGAAGGCGCUCUGCAGGACACAUGCACAGAGCACAGGGCUGGUCAAAGAUCAGGAACGGCUUUUCAACCAGGCGGCUCUGAUUCAUAUGCUGGUGACAUUCAAGGAGCUGCUUCUGAAGUGUGGCCUCGGUACUGCAUUAGAGUACCUGACCAAGGCAUCUGAGGCGUGUGCAGAGCAGAGUCUAAGGCAGCUAGUGAAGAGGCUGCAGAUCAUCCUGUACCUCAGGGACAAGAACCAGGAGUCCAACCUCAAACUGCUGGAGCUGCAGCAGCUGCUGGCUGCAUGGCUGCGCAGCAGAAAAGGACAGAACACAAUGGAGAAAAUUCUUGUCAUAAUAUCAGCUGAUUCUGAUGACAGCAAAUCCAUAAUCAUAAACAGCUUGAGCCAAGUGACUGGUGAUGCUGUAACUGCAGUUUGUCCAGAUGAGGACAAGAUAAAAUUGAAUGGUGCCAGUGUGGUCAGCAGCGUGUGCGGCAGUGUGUGUGUGGUGGUAUGUGAGCAGCAUAUGGGCCCAGACUUCCCCUGGGACUGUUUCUCUUUGGUGGUGGAGUACGACCAUCCAGGCCAGUCACCAUGGGCCACAGUCUGCAGAGAGAGGAGCAUUGGUCACGUCACCCUUAACACGAUCAUCUCCAACACUGAGAAGGAAAAUGCUUCAUGGGACCUGGAGGACAAUGUGCCUUAUGUUCUUGUUACCGAGGGGCUUCUCAACUGUCCACUGCUGCUCCAGACACUCGAGUCAGGGUUUAAUAUAACUGUGUUAGAGAGGAGCCACUGUCCAUCCUUGCAGAUGCUCGGAGGCACCCAUCACUACGGUGUGAUCACAGUGGAUGAAAGCAUCGCUGUCAUCAUUCAGGAGGAGGAUGAACUGUGUCAGGAGCGAGCCAGUGAGAGAGUAGUGAUGAGGCUGACCGCUCUCUCUCUGCAGUACAAUUGCUGUUGGCUCAUCCUGCACUGCCCAGAGAGCCAGGGAGGAGGUUUUUCCAGUGAAGCUUUCAGAAACUUGGUGUUGGUGUAUUCGUCUCUUGUGCUGUUCGGCAUGAAGUCAGAGGAUCUAGAUGUCAAGGUGCUGAUUGUGUCUGAGGUGAUGGAAAUAGCCAAAUGGAUCAGUCAGAUCUGCUUCCACAGCCUGAUGGUCACUGACAGGGACCCUCCCCACUACCUGGACAGAGACUGGCUGACCGUGAUUCCCUCAGAGAAUGAAAAGUGUCUAUUGCAGUUCCCAUGCAUCAACCCUCUGGUUAGUCAGCUAAUGCUGAGGAGAGCACCAUCCCUCCAGUGGCUCAUGGGGGCCUCCCUGUCUCAGCUGAAGGAGCUGCUCCCUGAGGUGCCACAGAAAGUACUCAAGCUGUUCAGUGACACCACCUCCCUGUACACGCUGACCCCAGACCCAAACCAGCCAGAGUCUCAGACAAACCAAAAAAACAACCCGCCAAACAGCCCCUGGACCACCACUGCCGACCCCAAGGACAUGAACCCUGACCCACAACCAGGACGCCCCAUCGACCCCCACCCAGAACUAUUCUGUAGUGACCACAAGUCCAGCUUCCUGUUUGGAGCAGAUCACAGCUUCUGUGAACCAGACUCGAUGGUGCAGGAUGGCAAUACGGAUUUCAGAAUCAACCUGAGUUUUUCCUCUGGCAGCCCAGAUGUUCACCUCCAGAGGAGCUGGACCAGCAGUGAUCCAUGGAAAGAGGAGGAUAGAGGCAGAGGGGAGUUUUCUGACUGGAGAGGCAGGGCUGGAGCAUUGGGGGGUGUUGUUGAAAGAGUGAAACAUGAGUGGACACAGAGGGCUCCAACAAAGCUGGACAGUCCUUUCAAGCUGGACUCCACGUUCAGUUACAGCCCCAUCGUGCAGCAGCCAGCCAACAGUCAAACGUCCACGUACUCCGCAGCUCACAGUGACCCCCAGCGUCCACAUCACAACCACAUUUCCUACAGCCUGAGCCCUCCUACAGGGGUCAUGCUGUGGGGUCUAGGACAAAGCAGCAACGACUGCUUCACCAGCACUGCAGAGACGGCGACAGUUUCACCUAACUAUGGGUCCAAAUGCUGGAUCGGACAAGAGAGGAAGAGGAACGGCGAGGCUGCAGGUUUGGUUGGAACAGUGUUGACACCACUGAAGAAGGGAAGGUUAAGCUAUGAGAAGGUGCCCGGCAGAAGUGAUGGACAGACGAGGCUUAAAUUAUUUUAGGCAUUUCCUGUGAGCUGUUUGUAAAGACUAGAGCGAGAUCUAUCCUUAAAGCGUUGUUACAUUCAAGUUAUUAAUUGUAUAAUUCAAGUUUAGCUUCAGAGUUUUUAUUCAGAUGAAAUAACUUGUUAAGUUUUCCUGGUUUGAGUGCAAGAAGGUUUCCAUUGCAAGUUAAGUUUCCUGUUUUGGAAACAAAAAUUCUACAUUUUGUAUGUUUAUUCUAUAUUUAACAAGCAACAGUGCUUUAGUCUAUUUGAUUUUUAAACAACUUAAAUUGCA